AUGGCAGCUGCGGCAGUCGUGCCUUCCAAAAAAGACAUCCAGACCGAACUGGUCUACUGGAAACGGCUGGAAGACCGCUUGGUCGUCACCGACUUCACCCAGCCCGGCGGCGAGCAGCGUUUUGCGGAGCAGGAGAACUACAACGAGAGACAUCCAGUCCAGAUCCACGACAUCCGUGGCGAAGAGGCCAAGUACACGCUCGACAAGAACGGAUUCCAGUAUGUCCGUCACGAUGUCCCCGAGCUAGACGACUGGUCCGACGAGGAGAAAAUCAAGGCGAUUCUCAUCCCGAAGACAGAGGAACUGGUGCGGCAAGUGACCGGCGCCACCAAAUCCAUUGUCUUCACCCAUCGUAUCCGCUGUCUGGCCACCGACUCGGCCAAACGUGCCGACAAUCGCGCGCCCGCCCACAGCGUCCACUCGGACUUCACGCCCACAGGGGCGCUGCACAAUCUCGACAUCACGGUCAAGGACCCGGCUGAAGUCGAGCGGCUGCGACGUGGACGCGUGCUCGCGAUCAAUGUGUGGCGGCCGCUGAAGACGAUCACCAAGGACCCUCUCGCGGUGUGUGACUGGCAGUCCGUAAACGCUCAGGACGAGUGGAUCGCGUACAGGUUCGUCUUCCCGCACGGCUGGAACGAGCUGGGCAAGGUGGUGCGCAGCGCGAACCACAAGUGGUACUAUCUCAGUCGGCAGCAGCCGAACGAGCCGCUGCUCUUCAAGCAGUUUGACAGCCGGGCGACGGAGCAGGGAGGGUGCACCGUCGCGCACAGUGCGUUUGUCGAUCCCGAGUUUGUCGACGCGGAGCCGCGGCAGAGCAUCGAGAUCAAGAUGUUUGCUUUCAUUCCGGAGGAAGCAUAA
Messenger RNA from Rasamsonia emersonii CBS 393.64, 861 nucleotides. RefSeq lists its product as uncharacterized. The record is from RefSeq and is a predicted model, not a curated record. Gene Ontology annotation, molecular function: oxidoreductase activity. The coding region runs from base 1 to 861 and encodes 286 amino acids. The transcript is spliced from 2 exons. NCBI's taxonomy places the organism in Eukaryota, Fungi, Ascomycota, Eurotiomycetes, Eurotiales, Trichocomaceae.